UUCUGAGGUGUGUGAAUGUUUUCUCUCCAUGCAGUGUUCGUCGCCUAUUCCUUGUUGGUGGUCCUACUACUGGUUGUGCUGAUGGUGUGGGUGGCCCCAGCUCACGGCACGUCCAACAUCAUGGUGUACGUGUCCAUCUGCUCCCUUCUGGGGAGUUUCACAGUCACCAGCUGUAAGGGGCUGGGCCUGGCUGCUCAGGAUGCCUUCAGCGGGGGGCCUUCCAGCAGCCGAGCCCUAGGUCUCUUCCUGGGUCUACUGGGAACCCUGUCCGUCAGCAUCCUCAUCCAGUUCACCUUCAUCAACAAGGCUCUGGAGCACUACAGCUCCAACAUGUUUGAAGCCAUUUACUAUGUGACCUUCACAUCUACAGUCCUCACAGCUUCAGCCAUCUUGUUCAGAGAGUGGACCACAGUGGGUUUAGUAGACUGCCUGGGCAUGCUGUGUGGACUAACCACUGUGGCUGUUGGGGUCCUGCUGCUCCGUAUCUCCUCAGAGGCCUCACUCACCUGGAAACCAGCUGCUAGAGGACCAGAUAAAAUGGAUUAAUCAGAGGCUUGUCAGUCUCAGGGAGAUUAAUGCAGUGUUUAUUGGUUCAUUUGGGGCCAUAUUUUUUAUCUUGAAUAACAUAUAUAUUGUGAAUUGCAUUUGUAUCUAAUAAAAUACUUGAAUAUAAGUUGAAUAAUCUUACUGUGGAUUUGCGAACAACAUAUCUGUUGUGCAAUAUUUGUUGCUUGCCAUUCUCAAGGGCUCAAUGAUAGUCAUGUCCUGUUGUGUUCAAACACACUAAGCAGCAUUGUUGCUGUAUAAUGUGCUAGAUGUUUGCUAUUCUAACACUUGUCAGUCAGUGUCAAUCCACGUGGACUGGCUGUAACCAAAGAACCUAACUCGGGUGUCCGAUUGAAAAGUCUAAUUUCAUUACAACUUACACCGUGGUCAACUUUGUCAGUAUGGGGUCGUCUUUUAUAAUUAAGUGAAAUUAACUCAAUGAUUUUGUAUUUUUCAAUAAAAGGCAAAAAAAUAAG
Messenger RNA from Oncorhynchus tshawytscha (Chinook salmon), 1022 nucleotides. It is a transcript of the gene nipa1, whose product is annotated as NIPA magnesium transporter 1. The record is from RefSeq and is a predicted model, not a curated record. The coding region runs from base 16 to 546 and encodes 176 amino acids. Gene Ontology annotation, molecular function: magnesium ion transmembrane transporter activity. Lineage: Eukaryota; Metazoa; Chordata; Actinopteri; Salmoniformes; Salmonidae. Gene Ontology annotation, cellular component: membrane. Gene Ontology annotation, biological process: magnesium ion transport. The transcript has a single exon.